This is a messenger RNA of Erinaceus europaeus (western European hedgehog), 948 nucleotides long. RefSeq names its product olfactory receptor 6J1-like. The record is from RefSeq and is a predicted model, not a curated record. Gene Ontology annotation, molecular function: G protein-coupled receptor activity; olfactory receptor activity. Bases 1 to 948 code for a protein of 315 amino acids. The transcript has a single exon. Gene Ontology annotation, biological process: G protein-coupled receptor signaling pathway. Gene Ontology annotation, cellular component: membrane. NCBI's taxonomy places the organism in Eukaryota, Metazoa, Chordata, Mammalia, Eulipotyphla, Erinaceidae.
AUGGCCUUGAGCAACAAAACCAUGAUCGUGACAGAAUUCAUCCUUCUGGGUUUUCACACCACCAGGGACAUGAAGAUCUUGCUCUUCAUCAUAUUCCUGAUUGUGUAUGUGCUGACAGUUUUAAGUAAUACUGUGAUCAUACUAUUGGUGUGGACUUGCAACCACCUUCACUCACCUAUGUAUUUGUUCCUUGCAAAUCUCUCCUUUCUAGAAAUCAUGCUCACUUCUUCUGUUAUACCUAAGAUGUUGGCCAUUACUAUUUCACAAGUAAACACCAUAUCCUUUGAAGGCUGUAUUGCCCAGUCUUUCUUCUAUUUUCUCUUUGGGACAAUAGAGUUCUUCAUCCUAGCAAUUAUGUCAUUUGAUCGUUAUGUUGCCAUCUGUAUCCCUCUAAGGUACCCCACCAUCAUGAGAACCCAGGUCUGCCUAAAGAUGAUGAUCACCUCUUGGGUGGGAGGGUUGUUGUAUGUUCUGCUGCCUUCCAUUGUGACUAUAAAACUACCAUUCUGUGGUCCCAAUGUCAUAGACCACUUUUUCUGUGACUCUGCCCCUAUGUUGAAACUGGUGUGUGGUGAUCUCCAUGUGGUAGAGAUGGUUCAUUUUAUCUGCUCUGCAGUUCUCCUCCUGAGCUCUCUCUUCUCCACUCUAACCCCUUAUAUCUUCAUUGUCUUUACCAUUGCCAGAAUCCCCUCUUCCCAGGGACAGUGGAAGGCUUUCUCCACUUGUGCUUCCCAUAUGAUUGUUGUAACUAUUUUUUAUGGUGUUUCCAUUUUCCUCUAUGCUCGACCUUCUAAGGGGAACGUCUUAUCUUUCAACAAAGUGGGUACUGUUUUAAAUACAAUAGUGACACCUUUGAUGAAUCCAUUUAUCUAUACUUUGAGAAACCAGGUAGUCAUAGAGUCUCUAAGACAGACAUUUGCCAAGCUAAAGAGCUUCCUAACAGUAUAG